Messenger RNA from Meloidogyne enterolobii, 1125 nucleotides. NCBI's taxonomy places the organism in Eukaryota, Metazoa, Nematoda, Chromadorea, Rhabditida, Meloidogynidae. The record is from the annotation of a GenBank genome assembly.
AUGAGGGGAAUGACCAAAAUCAGUUUUUAUUCUGCCUUAGGAAAUAGAAUAAGAAAAGUAAAAGUAUCGCUUCAAGAGCUUAUUAGUGAAGGCGUACAAGCUCAGGUUUAUCACGGCUGCUAUUAUGACACUAAAUCUAAGAAUGAAAAAUGUGUAGCGGUUAAGUUGAUUGGUACUGGAACACAACAAACUCAGAACAACGCAUUACUGAGUGGAUACGAGAAAAAGCUUAGAGAAUUGAACAACAAAGAUAAGAAUGAGUUAACGAAAUUGGAUGAAAAACGCAAAGAAAUGCUUGAAGAAAAUAUCAGGGUAGCAAAAGAGAAUAAAUCAAAAUCGCUAAAGACAAUUGUUGAAGACUCGAUGAAUGAAAUUAAAGUGCUUAAAUUGUUUCAAGAAAGGUUUUCGAACGAAAAUAAACCGCUUGAUCAUAUCAUCAAUAUGUAUGAUGGAGGGUCGAUUAUAAAAAUACAUGGUGAUAAAGAUAAAGAACAAAUGUUUGAUUAUAUCAUUAUCCUGGAACUAGGAAAUGAAACAUUUCUGGAAAAAAUAUUAUCAACAGCAGAAAAUCAUGUCGAGAAAGAUGAAUCAAUGCUUAUGAAUGUUUUGAUUGCUAUUCAUAUGGACUUCAAACCACAAAAUUUGGUAUAUGUUUCUGUUGAUACAAACAAAAAUCAAAAAGAGCAACGUUUGAAGGCUGUUGAUGUUUCUCGUGAAACUAUCAAUGUUCAAGAAGAAAAACAUUUGAAAGCUAUUGACUUUGGCGGGAGCAUGUUUCUAAAUCCAACAGUGUGGAACAAUAAAAGUAGCACUAAAUCAAACAUAAGCAAUUUAACAAAGUUCGCGCGCUCAUUUUCUCUUCCUGCUAAUUUUGAUGGUAAAACUAAUCUCGAAAAAAGUCAAUCAAACAAUAAAACGAAUAAUGUUGAAAAGAUGAUAGGUACUCGUCGAUAUUUGCCGCCGGAGCUUGAUACAAACUUCCGGAUUGAACAAGCCAAAUUGCUGCCAAGUCAAUCCAAUUCAAAAACUCGAAACGUAUUCUUAGAAAUCAUUUUUCCGAUAAUGUUUUUAAUAUCAUGUAGGCAUCAGCAUCAACCAAAUCUGACGUUUGGAUGUUUGGCAUGA